UGAGCGCGGCCGGAAGUUCCCCAGGCGCUGUCCUGAGAACUACAGUUCCCAGAAGGCAGUGCGGAGGAAGAGCAUUAGUAGAAGAGGACUUCCGGACGCUGAUGCGGACCUUAACGCGACGCUCAGAGCGACCAUGACGAAGUUAACCCAGUGGCUUUGGGGACUGGCGCUCCUGGGCUCUGCCUGGGCUGCCCUGACCAUGGGAGCUCUGGGCCUGGAGCUACCUUUCCCUUGCCAGGAAGUCCUGUGGCCACUGCCUGCCUACCUGCUGGUGUCCGCUGGCUGCUACGCCCUGGGCACUGUGGGCUAUCGCGUGGCCACCUUUCACGACUGCGAGGACGCCGCCCGAGAGUUGCAGAGCCAGAUCCUGGAGGCCCGAGCGGAUUUAGCCCGCAGGGGGCUACGCUUCUGACACCGUCACCCAUUCCGUCCGCACAUCCUUCCACGUUCCCCAUUAAAGUGCAGUUUUUCGUUUCUA
Messenger RNA from Alexandromys fortis (reed vole), 478 nucleotides. RefSeq names its product dolichyl-phosphate mannosyltransferase subunit 3, regulatory (gene Dpm3). The transcript is spliced from 2 exons. The record is from RefSeq and is a predicted model, not a curated record. Gene Ontology annotation, cellular component: endoplasmic reticulum membrane; dolichol-phosphate-mannose synthase complex. The coding region runs from base 134 to 412 and encodes 92 amino acids. Gene Ontology annotation, biological process: GPI anchor biosynthetic process. NCBI's taxonomy places the organism in Eukaryota, Metazoa, Chordata, Mammalia, Rodentia, Cricetidae.